Alosa alosa (allis shad) is the source of this 1277-nucleotide messenger RNA. RefSeq names its product glucosidase 2 subunit beta-like. Gene Ontology annotation, cellular component: glucosidase II complex. The record is from RefSeq and is a predicted model, not a curated record. NCBI's taxonomy places the organism in Eukaryota, Metazoa, Chordata, Actinopteri, Clupeiformes, Clupeidae. Gene Ontology annotation, biological process: N-glycan processing; liver development. Bases 357 to 1277 code for a protein of 306 amino acids. The transcript has 10 exons. Gene Ontology annotation, molecular function: protein binding.
CCAAAACAACAUUGCAAUGGCAUCUUGACAGGUGUAUAUAUGACAAUUAAAUGCAAGAUCGUCGCGCUUCAUGUGACAUAUCAAUUUAUUUUGUUUCUUUUUCCGAAGUCGGCAGACAACAGGCUGUGAUUCACAGGCUGUGAAUUAAACCUAGUGCGUUAUUAAUUAAAUCUCUGUUAUGUGACAGUUAACAAGCUCACAUAUUAAGCUCCUAGCAGUCCAGUGCGAGUGAGUGUCAUUUGCCUAGCCUGUCUGUCUGCUACCCGGACGCCCCAUUAUCAAUAAGCCGUAUCACCCUGAUCGUUAAACUGCUUUAUCAGCAUCGCAAACGCGCAACUCCAGCUGAUUCCACGGACAUGCAUUAUCACAUCGCCGUAGCUGUCAUCUGGGCUGCUGUGUUUGUGGAAUCGAGGAAGAUCCGGGGCAUAUCUCUGUCUUAUAAGAGAUUUUACAAAGAGAGGAAGUCAUUCCUUUGCAUAGAUGGCUCAAAACUGAUUCCCUUCGAGCAAGUGAAUGACGACUACUGCGACUGCGCGGAUGGGUCCGAUGAACCUGGCACCGCAGCUUGUCCUAAUGGGCAUUUCUAUUGCACAAACUUGGGCUUCCGACCACACUACAUCCAGUCCUCCAGAGUCAACGACGGCAUCUGUGAUUGCUGCGAUGGGUCUGAUGAGUACAACAGCUCAGCCCACUGCCAGAAUACAUGCAGGAAUCUGGGGCAGAGGGAGCGUGCAGAGCUGGAGAAGAGGAUGAGGAGGCUCAACGAGGGCCUGCUGAUGAAGAGGCAGCUGGUGGAGGAAGGGGCCGAUGUGUGGAGAGAGAAACAGGCGGAGCUGAGUGAUCUCCAGAAGGUGGCGGAGGACCUGCAGAUUCGGUUGGAGUACCUGAGGAAAAGAAAGACCGAAGCCGAGGCGCUGAAGGAGGAAGCCCUGGCGGCGGCGCACCCUCCACCUCCACCUGGCCAAGAAGGCCCCAGAAGUCCGAUCAGAGCUGAGAUAAGCUUAGAAGGCCAUGAGCAGCCAAUGCAGGACACAGACAUACUCAUAGAUACAGACACAAGGCUUCAGCAGUGGAUGGACUCUGCAGAAAAGAGGGAAGAGUCUCCAAAGGAGCCUGAGGUGAGAGACGCAGGCACAGAGGACGACCCCGAUGUUAAAGCUGCGGUCGAAGCCGACACCGACGAAUCCCUGUUCUGGGCCACGGGGGCCGCUAACGAGGAUGAGGGGGAUAGAGAUGAAGAUAAGGCACUGACGAAAGAGUGCGCAGCAGCGUCAUGA